Pimephales promelas (fathead minnow) is the source of this 5414-nucleotide messenger RNA. RefSeq names its product sema domain, immunoglobulin domain (Ig), transmembrane domain (TM) and short cytoplasmic domain, (semaphorin) 4F (gene sema4f). The record is from RefSeq and is a predicted model, not a curated record. NCBI's taxonomy places the organism in Eukaryota, Metazoa, Chordata, Actinopteri, Cypriniformes, Leuciscidae. Gene Ontology annotation, molecular function: semaphorin receptor binding; chemorepellent activity. Gene Ontology annotation, cellular component: plasma membrane. Gene Ontology annotation, biological process: neural crest cell migration; axon guidance; positive regulation of cell migration.
AGGAUUUGACUGAAGCCUGUGUUGCCCAUUAGAGAUUACUCAGACGGCUGGAAAGCGAAUUCACGCUUAUAGUUUUGUUUCUCAGGCGGGUACAUUUAUCUCUAUGUUAUUUAUGAUUUUGGAAUCCCACAUUGGACAUAUUCAGAUAUCAUUUACUCGGACGGGAAUAUCCGGUGGUCAUACGGGACAAUUGAAUUUGUGUUCAAGCCAGUGCUGGAGGAUUUGAACGUGCAGGCUUCACGCGCUUCUUCUGCUUCAAGCUUCUGACAGCAAAUGUAUUUCACAUCGGAUUAAACUUCGGGAAAGUUAAACAUUUUCUCGGAAGGAAGCGGAUUUGGGUUCUACUUAUAUUGUGCGAUGCGCUGAAUUGUGCAGUGAUUAUUUCGAGACUCAAAGAAAAAGAACAUCGUGCACGUUUUGAAUUUUGUUCUGUUGCGGACAGCCAGGAUGUGCUGACUUAAAAUUAGUUUAGUAAAUAUAGCAUCCAUAUUUCACAUAUUAACCAUUUAAUCAAUUUAAACUGCGUAGCCAAAUCUACAAUCUUUCUCGUUAUAAUGACCUGGCGGAGCUGAGACUCAAAAUAGAGGACUGUCUCCGAACUAGUAGAAGAGCGGUUCCUGUUGUUGGAACAUGAAGUCAGUUACUGGUCUGUUUGCUUUAACUGUGUUGCUGUGUUACACGAUCCCAUCCUGGAGCGCCACUAUCAACAGCCAUGGAGCAGACAUUUCUAAGCUGGGUUCCCUUGAAUUAAGGAACACAUAUAACUUUAGCACCUUCCUGUUGGACCGUGCGUCUGGGAUGCUCUACCUUGGUGCGCGUGAUGCAAUCAUUGCCGUGGAUACUGCUAACCUAUCAAAGAGGAAGUUGAUUGAAUGGAGUGUUCCAGAAGACCGGAGGAAAUCUUGUGUUGCUAAGGGGAAGACCGAGGAUGACUGCAAGAACUACGUCCGACUGCUGGAGUUUUUGGAAGAUGGACGCAUAUAUGCCUGCGGGACCUUCGCCUUUGAUCCCCAGUGUGGUUUUAUUAACAUCUCUUCAUUCUCUCUGGAGAAGCAUGAUGAUGGUAGCAUGAUGUUGGAGACCGGGAAGGGGAAAUGCCCCUUUGAGCCCAGCCAGCAUUACACCGCUGUCAUGGCAGGAGGGAUCCUGUACACUGCCGCCACAAGUAACUUCCUUGGCACAAUGUAUGACAUUUCCAGGGCAACGGGCAUCGAGCAGGAACGCAUCCGGACUGAGCAAUCAAUCAACUGGCUUAGUGAUCCAGAGUUUGUCAGUUCUGCCUUCAUCCAAGAGGAUGAGAAGAACAAUCCUGCUGGUGAAGAUGACAAAAUUUACUUCUUCUUCACUGAGGUGGCUAAAGAGUAUGACCUCUACACCAAAGUCAAAGUGCCCAGAGUGGCCCGGGUCUGUAAGUCUGAUGUGGGUGGUAUGAAGACUCUGCAGAGGCGGUGGACGACGUUUCUGAAGGCUCAGCUGGUGUGUGAAGAUCGAGCGAGUGGACAGCGAUUUAACGUUCUGACUGAUGUGUUUACUGUCCAGCACCAGCCUGGAGACCCCAGCAGCACACACUUCUAUGGCAUAUUCACCUCACAGUGGGAAAGAGAGGAGCUGUCAGCCGUGUGUGUGUACAGUCUGGAGGAGAUCACUAAGGUGAUGAACGGACCCUUUAAAGAGCUGAAGAAGAGCUGUGACAACUGGAUUAACCCAGAGCCCAUUCCAACACCACGACCAGGACAGUGUUUGAAUAGUGCUCUGAAAGAGCAGGGCUUUGAGUCCUCCCUGAAGCUGCCUGAUAAAGUGCUGACGUUCACGCGUGAUCACCCGCUCAUGGAGAACAGUGUGGUGGCGGCACCAUUGAUGAUCAGAAAUGGCAUCACAUACACUAAACUUGCUGUUACCUUAAUAACGCCCUCCGGUGACACGAAGCAACAAACAGCCACUGUUUUGCACCUUGGAACAGAUCAUGGAGAGCUACACAAAGUCGCUGUGGUUGGUCCAAAUGCAACUCUUAUUGAAGAAGUCCCCUUGUUUUCUGCACAGGAGCCAGUGAAUAACAUAUUGCUAUACAAAGAUGAGGCUCUGGUGGGCUCUCCUCUCUCUCUGGUGAAGGUACCCAUCAUGGGUUGUUCUCUAUACUCUACCUGUGAGGUGUGUGCACGUGCCCGAGGCCUUGGCUGCGUAUGGAGGAAUAAAGAGGGAGCUUGUGCUAUGGCGAAGGCGGGUGAAGUGGUAGAGUCAGAAGAUUUGGUCAGGCAAUGCAAUAAAGGUGAAGGUCUUUGUUCCCCACCUGUAAUUGAAAUGCGCGUGGAAGAGGGUCUGCGCGUCCUGCUUUCCUGUGUGCAGGUGUCUCCUCGUCCUUGCCGCUGGGAGAAUCCCCCUGGCAGUCACACCCGCCGCCACAACUAUGACCUUGAGGUGCAGGUCACAGCGCAGAGCCUGGGCACAUACACGUGCCUGUGUGAUGAAGUGGGCAGAGAUCAGCCACCCUGUCGCAAAGCCGAGUACCAACUGACCCUUGAAAACCCCAGCAUGGAGGGGAACGUAGCCGUUGCGGGUAGCCGACACUUCCUGGCCUCGCACAUCAUUUUUUUCGUCAUAGGUUUUGUAAUGGGUGUCAUCCUGUUGUUUCUAAUUUACAAACGGCAAGGUGGCAUGAGAGGGGGCGGGCACUCAUCGUCCACAUUGGAAAAAGGGCGGGACUUGCUUCCUUCAACAGACACGCCGCAGUCUCCAUGCAGCGACAGUCUGUUGUCGGAGGCCGUUCCGUUAACGGAGAAAAGGAACGGGACGCUGAACGGACACAGUAUGCACCCCAGUGGGCUCAACGGCAGGCACAUUUACACCAACACAAGUGGACUGAAACUGCAGGAGUCAGCUGUGAACCUGGCAGAGGAGCUGGACGGUAGAGAAAGGGCGGGGCCAGACGGAGAGGAGGAAGGACUGGGGGAUGGGCUUAGUGAGAUGGAGGAGGAGUUAUCAAAAAUGCCAUGCCUAAGAGGAGCACCACUGGCAAAGUGCGAAGAAAGCUCGAUCUGAUGAGCGGCGCACACGUGAUCUUUGAAACUAAACUCUGUGAAAGGCUCACAAACACAGACGGAGGGCUGGAGGAGAAGAGGAAAGCAGACAAUCAAAAAAAAAAAAAAACUGAUACACAUUCCAAAUAUACGAACAACACGUAGUUAUACAAAGAAGCACAUACACCACUGACUCCUCUACUACUCCAUUACAUCACCAUCCAGUCCUUUCACUCCUGUGUACAUAACAUGCUGUGUAGAUCUGUGUCUAUCCUACUGUUUUUGCAUGUUUGAUCAGACGCAUGGGCGUUUCUUAUAGCACUUUUGUGCACCAUCCUCAAAGCCAUGCGCACACACACACGGACAUACAGUACACGGUCUUUGCAUCUGUGUGUGUGUGUAAGUCUGUAGUUGCUUGGCCUGAUUCCUCUUUAAGGAUUCAAAAGUCCAAAAAAUCUGCAAACCAGAGCAGUGCAAAGCCGUGAAGAAUCUGCUCAUCCUGGGCCGGAUACUGAAGUAAAAUGAUUUGAUUUGUCACCAAAAAGGGCUCUGUGACUGAUGCUUCACAGCAGCAAAUAAUGACUGAGAUACUGGAAACAUGAUUUUUCUGCCUUAUAGAUAAAGAGGUACUGUGGCCUAUGGCAUGGCUGGAUUAUAGGGUCUUUGCCAGGGAAAGGGGCACAAAGGGGCAUUCAGUACGAGCUGAUUCCAUGGGCCCAUUGGUGAAGGAUAUGUGGAAAUAAUGACUAAAAUGGACCACCAAAGAGAGUGUGCCCUCAUGGGACCUUGAUCCGGCCCUGACCUAUAGUGCCCAAGUCUUAAUGGAGAGAGAGAAUGAGUAACAAAGCUAUUUAGCAAUCUUCUCUCAGCAGGAGAGAGCAUGUCGAACCUGUGAACUGAUAGCAGAUGGUGAGAAUGGGACUUUAUUUGUCCUCUGCAAAGUAAACUAACCACAUGUUCUGUGGUGCCAUCCGUAUAGGGACCAGAUGUAGCAUGUUCUGUUCAUAAUAAUCUGCACAGACGAAGGACCACAAGACGAUGGUGAUGAUGUCACUUUAAAUCGUUCAGUAUGAAAUCGUCAAAACGGAAAUGAAGUGUGAAGGAAAUGUUUGAUUGUUUUGAGUUUCCCUUUAAGGACAGAGAAUGUGCAGUUUGAAGGUAUAUUUAUCCCCACUAAAGUGCAUGAGACAAAGUAGCCAUGAAGCUACAGAUUCGUUAUAUGAUCAGGGGCUAUGGCGUUACCUAAAGCACUCCUAGUAACAAAGAGUGUUCUAUAAAUGUAGCCAUAAUGAUACCUAGGAGUAUGUAGGAGUAUGUAAAUAUCUGUGAAUAGAAAAGAAAAUGUGAUAAAGGUCUUAUAAACGUGUUUUUAUUCUCUCGUUUUCACCACUAGAGGGGGUUCAGUCCUUCUGCCAUCUUAAAUGUUGGACCACAUUUAAAUGCCAUAACCUGCCAUUUUCCAGUAGAAUAACUUUGAUCUACCUUAUACGUUCUCCAUUUAUUUAUUUUGUAAUUUUUGUAAAACAAAUAUUUGUAACAUUAUGUCAAGCAAAGUGAAGGUAACUCUCUGGAUUAUGUACAAUAUAUCUUGUCUUCUGAAUAGAUCUCUUUGUCAGCGCUCAAUAAAAUAAUGAAAACAGGUACAUUUAACCCCAUAAAUUUCUCUUUCACAAAAUCCUGAUCUUCUCUUGAGUUUAAGGUGAUAGUUUAACAAGCCUUCACCCUCUUAAUAAACCGUAAUUAAUAUGCUGUAGUUAGACUUGUCCGCUAUGGUUUUUAUGUUAAUAUUCAUUUAAAAAAACAAAACAAAAAAAACAUCAGUUAGUGUUACAUGCUCUUUGUUUGCUUAUUCUGAAUAAAUAAAUAUGUUAAUUGAUGUACAGAUACAGUAUGUUGUAUUCUAAGUUUCUAUUUUUAUAAUUUAUAUAUGAUGAAGAUAAAUGUACAUUUGUGUUUGAAACAUUUAUUGAAGGUGUUUGUGUGUGAACGGCUGUAUGUGUGAAUGCCUUGUGAUGCUCUUUGGAAUAAAAUAAAAUAAAAAAACUACCUCUCAAUGUGGCAUUUUUUUUAUUAUCUUUUUCAAACAGUUAAAUGCUAUAACAAAGAAACAAACAAAAAAGAUUGAUAUUUGUAUCAUGAUUCCUGUCUUGUGUUCCACUUGUAUUGUGUGUACUUUUGUCAUUUCUUGUCUUGUGCUAAGUCUUGUAGUCCUAUGUAGUUUUUCAUGUUGACCAGGUGUGUCUUCCUCAUUUCCUAGUUUAGCUUGUUUGCUCCUGUGUAUUUAUAGCCCUUGUGUUUCACUUGUUACUUUGUCAGUUGUUGUACAUAUUAUGGUUUUGUUCCUUCCUUUGUUCUGAUUAGGUUGUAUUUAUUUUCAUUUCAUUAAAAGAUCCUGCAUUU